Nannospalax galili (Upper Galilee mountains blind mole rat) is the source of this 2064-nucleotide messenger RNA. Its product is annotated as chloride channel protein ClC-Kb. NCBI's taxonomy places the organism in Eukaryota, Metazoa, Chordata, Mammalia, Rodentia, Spalacidae. The transcript is spliced from 19 exons. Gene Ontology annotation, molecular function: voltage-gated chloride channel activity. The coding region runs from base 1 to 2064 and encodes 687 amino acids. The record is from RefSeq and is a predicted model, not a curated record. Gene Ontology annotation, cellular component: membrane. Gene Ontology annotation, biological process: chloride transport; transmembrane transport.
AUGGAGGAACUGGUGGGGCUGUGUGAGGGCUCCUCAGGGAAGCCAGUGACUCUGCCAGAGCUGUGGGGUCCAUGUCCACGCAUCCGCCGAAGCAUCCGAGGGGGCCUGGAGUGGCUGAAACAGCGGUUGUUCCACGUGGGUGAGGAUUGGUAUUUCCUGAUGGUCCUUGGGGUGCUCAUGGCUCUGAUCAGCUACACCAUGAACUUCGUUGUUGGACGUGUGGUUAGAGCACACGAAUGGCUGUACAGGGAGCUUGGGGACGGCCAUCUGCUCCCGUAUCUCUCCUGGACUGUGUACCCCGUGGCCCUCCUGUCCUUCUCCUCUGGUUUCUCACAGAGCAUCAUACCAUCCUCUGGAGGGUCUGGGGUCCCAGAGGUGAAGACCAUCUUGUCUGGUGUGAUCUUGGAGGACUAUCUGGACAUCAAGAACUUCGGGGCCAAGGUGGUGGGCCUUUCCUGCACCCUGGCAACGGGAAGCACCAUCUUCCUGGGAAAAUUGGGCCCCUUCGUACAUCUGAGUGUGAUGAUAGCUGCCUAUCUGGGAUGCGUGCGCACCAAGACCAUAGGAGACGCUAAGAACAAGACCAAGGAAAUGGAAAUGCUGGCAGCAGGGGCAGCAGUGGGUGUGGCCACAGUCUUUGCAGCCCCUUUCAGUGGUGUCCUGUUCAGCAUUGAGGUUAUGUCGUCCCACUUCUCCGUCUGGGAUUACUGGAGGGGCUUCUUCGCGGCCACCUGUGGGGCCUUCACAUUCUGUCUCCUGGCUGUCUUCAGCAAUGAGGCGGAGACCAUCACUACCAUCUACAAGACCAGUUUUCGGGUGGACAUACCCUUCGACUUGCCCGAGAUCUUCUUUUUUGUAGCCCUAGGGGCUAUAUGUGGCAUCAUGAGUUGCAUUUAUAACUUCUGCCAGCGGACUUUCUUAUUCUUCCUCAAGACCAAUGGGUUCACCUCCAAACUGCUGGCUACCAGCAAGCCCUUGUAUUCGGCUCUGGCUGCUCUGGUCCUGGCCUCUAUCACUUACCCACCUGGUGUGGGCCGCUUCAUGGCUUCCCGGCUGUCCAUGAAGGAGCAUUUGGACACCCUGUUUGACAACAACUCAUGGGCACUGAUGACCCGGAACUCAUCCCCACCCUGGCCCAUGGAGCCUGACCCUCAGAAUCUCUGGUUUGAAUGGUAUCACCCACGGUUCACCAUCUUUGGGACACUGGCCUUCUUCCUGGUCAUGAAGUUCUGGAUGCUGAUUCUAGCUACCACCAUCCCCAUACCUGCUGGGUACUUCAUGCCCAUAUUUAUCUAUGGAGCUGUCAUCGGACGCCUUUUGGGAGAAAUCCUAUCUAUCAUCUUUCCUGAGGGCAUCGUGGCUGGAGACCAAGUCAACCCCAUCAUGCCUGGGGCCUAUGCUCUGGCAGGGGCUGCGGCCUUCUCAGGGGCAGUGACCUACUCCAUCUCUACGGCUCUGCUGGUCUUUGAAAUGACUGGCCAGAUCGUUCAUGCUCUACCUGUGCUAAUGGCAGUGCUUGUGGCCAAUGCCAUCAGUCAGAGCUGUCAGCCCUCCUUCUACGAAGGCACCAUCAUUGUCAAGAAACUGCCGUACCUGCCAUGGAUUCGUGGCCGCAAGCUUGGCUCCUACCCUGUGACGGUGGAACACUUCAUGAACCGAACUAUCACCACACUGGCCAAAGACACACCAUUGGAGGAGGUGAUCAAGGUCGUGACCUCCACAGAUGUGGCCCAGUACCCCCUAGUGGAGAGUACAGAGUCUCAGACCCUGGUGGGCACUGUAGAAAGGACCCACUUGGUACAGGCCCUCCAGACUGAGCCAGCUCCCUGGACUCCAGGCCAACAGCCUUGUCUCCAAGACAUCUUGGCUGGUGGCUGCCCUGCACAGCCAGUGACCCUGCAGCUGUCCCCAGAGACCUCCCUGCAUGAGACACACAACCUCUUUGAGCUGCUGACCCUUCAGUUGCUGUUUGUGACAUCGCAGGGCAGAAUUGUGGGCUCCGUGUCCUGGGCAGAGUUGAAGAAAGCAAUUUCUACCCUGACCAAUCCACCCACAGCCAAGUGA